Psammomys obesus (fat sand rat) is the source of this 4933-nucleotide messenger RNA. RefSeq names its product G protein-coupled receptor 146 (gene Gpr146). Lineage: Eukaryota; Metazoa; Chordata; Mammalia; Rodentia; Muridae. The coding region runs from base 1122 to 2123 and encodes 333 amino acids. Gene Ontology annotation, cellular component: membrane. Gene Ontology annotation, biological process: G protein-coupled receptor signaling pathway. Gene Ontology annotation, molecular function: G protein-coupled receptor activity. The transcript is spliced from 2 exons. The record is from RefSeq and is a predicted model, not a curated record.
UCUAAAAUAAAAGUUCUAGUAAGUAAGAAAAUUUCGGAGAGCAGUUACCCCUAGCUCCUAGAUGAGGCUUAUCAGCUGGUCAGCACCCACAAGCUGGCAGAAACACGCCCUUCUGCAACGCAUGCAGGCUGGAUAAACAGCACUGUGCAGCUCUCAGACACAGGGGCCAGCAGCACGUGAACACAGAAGGAGUCCUAGCCAGACAGACACUGCUCCGCUUGCUUUCCCUAAAGCCCAGCUGCUCGCCCAGCGUGGGCCCCGAGCCCUGCCUCUUGCUCCACUUCUCACUGAAGGCCAUUAGCAGUCCGGGCAGCUGCUGUGCCCACCAGCUGCAUGGGGACGCAGUGGGCCAAGUGUGCCCGCCAGGCGCGCAUUCUGUAGCCAAGAAGUAGCUCCCGCCUGCUUCGUGGCUGUAGGCCGACCACAUGCACACACAUCUGGAAACGCACGUGUGGGAGGCUUGGGACCCCCUGCCCCAGCUCUGAUGUUUUCAAUUCUAAGCCUGCCCUGUGCCACCGCUGUGCCAUCAAAGAGCCUUGUGUGUCCCUGGGCCCGCAGUGAAAGCAGCCAGCAUCUCUAUGGCGGAGGCUCAGCGAGGUCCAACUAUUUUUGUCCUUAGUUCUACAGACAAACGUCUGUUCAGUUCAUUUCCCCAAGGGAAAAGGGAACUCAGGACUGAACUACACUGCUCUGGACCUGAGCUGCCUGUACCCAACCUGCCAGCCCUCCCUGCCCAGGGGCUGGAUGCUCUGCAGGGCAUAUGCAGGGUGCAGCCCACCCCCGCACAGAGCAGAGGAUGUGAGCACACUUGAUCUGGAGGGCAGACUGUCCAAGUGACGCCUCUCCUCUCGAAACCAGCUGUAAACACAGAUAGGGAGGGGCCUCCGUGCCUGCCAAGGGAGGCAGCAACUUUGUGAGUAAUUGACUCAAGGAAAACAAGUGCGGCAGGCAGGAGCGUGUGCGGCGCUCACGCGUCGCUGGCUGCCGCCGCGGAGUGGCCCCAGGGUUCCCGAGAGACAGGCGCUGGCCCUGUCAUGCUGCCUGUUGCUGACCUCUGGAGCCCACAGUACGAAGGAAGGAGGGACUUGAGAUAAAGAGCUGCGGAGCUGGCGUGAGCUGCCAUGUGGAGCUGUGGCCAACUCAACAGCACAGCGUGGGGUGAGGAGCCGCUGUGCCGGAACCUGCGCCUGGGGCUGUGGGUCCUGUCGCUGCUCUACCUGGGGGCAGGCGUCCCCGUGGGCCUGGGCUACAAUGCCCUCCUGGUGCUGGCCAACCUGACCAGCAAGAACAGCAUGACCAUGCCUGACGUGUACUUCGUGAACAUGGCUGUGGCGGGGCUGGUGCUCACGGCGCUGGCACCAGCGUACCUGCUGGGCCCCGUCCACUCCAGGUGGGCCCUGUGGAGUCUCAGCAGCGAGGCCCACGUCACGCUGCUCAUCCUGUUCAACGUGGCCUCCCUGGUGACCAUGUACUCCACGGCCCUGCUGAGCCUGGACUACUACAUCGAGCGCGCCCUGCCCCGCACCUACAUGGCCAGUGUGUACAACACGAGGCACGUGUGUGGCUUCGUCUGGGGAGGGGCAGUGCUCACCAGCUUUUCCUCCCUGCUCUUCUACAUCUGUAGCCACGUGUCUUCUCGAAUCACUGAGUGUGCCCGGAUGCAGAACACGGAGGCGGCGGACGCCAUCCUGGUGCUCAUAGGCUACGUGGUGCCGGGUCUGGCCGUGCUGUACGCACUGGUGCUCAUCUCCAGGAUUGGGGAGGGAGACACGGCCCUGGACCAGGACACCAGCAGGCUGGACCCCUCGGUGCACAGGCUGCUGGUGGCGACCGUGUGCACACAGUUUGGGCUCUGGACACCUUACUACCUGAGCCUGGGGCACACGGUGCUGGCCGCUCGGGGGAGGCCCGUGGAAGGGUACUACCUGGGCAUCCUGCAGGUUGCCAAGGACCUGGCCAGGUUCUUGGCCUUCUCGAGCAGCUCCGUGACGCCGCUGCUCUACCGUUACAUCAACAGAGCCUUCCCCAGCAAGCUCCGGCGGCUGCUGAAGAAAAUGCCCUGUGGGCGCCGGCACUGCUCCCCGGACCCUGCGGCCGUGCAGCAGGUGAUGGGGCAGGCGUAGCUGGCCCCUCCCUCCCUGGUCGGCGUCAGGGACACUAAAAUCCAACUGGAAGCGUAGCACUGUUCCCCAGGCGCACGGCGCUUCUGUCCCCAUGCUUGAGGCAGGAUGGCACAGGGGUGCAUUUCUCCUGACAUUUUCUAUCUUCUCCUAAAAGGCCAGUCUUGGUCUUAAGCUGCAGUGUGGAAAGUGGUGGUGCCCUGUGCGAACAGGCUGCUUCUAACUAACCUUCCCACCUUCUCCCCAAGCUGUGUGCCUUCCUCCCAGGGAUAGCUUCAAGGUCCAUGUCCUCACAAGCAGGCUGACCCUCCCUGGUAUUUGGGCUUUCUAAAUGAAGUGAUGAAAUCUAAAGCCAGUAUUUAUACUUCGUAUUGACACAAUACUUGAUUCCCCUCUUAUUUUUUUGAAUAGAAAGUGUUAGAAAAAUGCCUCGUAUUAAGAUGCAGGCAGGACGGAGGAAUGUGGCUGUCGCUGGUAUCAGAGUUCUAGCCUGAGGACAGGACAGUGCGCCCGUGGGCCUGCUGCGCUACACGGCCAUCGCUGACAGUGGCAGCGGUGGAGCACAGGCCCUCUCCCCAGCCACACAGCCUCUCCUCUACCGAGAAAUGGUCUCAGUAUAGGCCUGGCUUUCCAGUGCCUCAGUGUACGCACAUGAAGAAAUGGAAGAGAGAAAGUUCUGAGGUGAUAAAGCGUUAGCUGGGCAUGGAUGGGAAAGGCAGGAUGGUAUGACAACCUGCAUCAGGGGGAAGGGCCCUGCCUGGCCAGUUUCACACAGCUGUGGGGUGGUAUACGACCAGGUUCACCCCCACAUAUGUCUGGGUCCAGGCCUCCCCCAUGUGCCUCUGGGGCCGUUUGCCAUCCUUGUAUUUGGUAAUUGUUUACUCUACCGUGGGCAUGAAAAGAACUCCCUCCCUCCCCAUCCUGUUGCUGCCACCACCCCAUUCUUCAGGGCUACCCUGCAAGCCCACAGCUCCCUGCUCCCCAUUUCCAGAGAGCUAACCUGGCUGUUUCCCCGGAAGGCUGGUGUGGUCCGGAUCCGUGGCCUUCCUACAUGGCCCUGAGGCUGGUCCUGGCUGCUUGGGAACUUCAGCUAUGACUUAGUGGCUUUAGUUUUAUCUAUCUGUGCAAACUACAUUUCCUCAGAUGGUGACUGCCUGAAUUAGUUUGCCUUAGGAGAACUAGGGAGAUAGAUGAAGUCCUCAGACCUGGCUAUGGUCCACUGGGCAUGCUCUGUGGGGCUCGGCUCCCCAUGAAUAAACCACAGGGCUGGGUUAGACAAGAGCCUUCAGAGUUGCUUAUGGCUGUAGGGUUUUGUUUUGAGGUCUUUAAAGUGGCAAGCCUGAUGUCCCCUGCCCUUCCCCACCAGGUGGGCAGCUGAGUGAAGGCCCCAAGACUCUAAUGGCUGCCAGGCUUCCCAUCCGGAUGGCCACACUGAUCACUUUAAUGCUUGCUGAGGAAACAAGACCUCUCACCAUGAAGGUUCUAGCUAGGCCUGGCCUGCAGGCCAACUGUAAUUCUCCUAUGGGUGAGAGCAAGCCCAGGGAUCAAGGUCAGGGCAAGCAAAGGGCAGCCUGAGCUUUGUGGGUCAUGGGGAAACGAGCUCCAGGUGGGCGGGGCCGUCUGUGACGUGGUGCCCCGUGGUGCCCCGGUUUAAAGCAGUCCCUGCCUUUGCUGACCAUUUCACACUCUUUGCUCCAGGCAGAGGUCCUGGGGGACUCUGUGCCCUGGGAUCCUCCAUCCCAGCCAUCCCAAGCAAAGUGGGGAAUGGCUCAAAUCACAUUCCUCUGCUGCGUUUUCUCAGUGGCCUUAGGUUCAAACUGGCCAGGUUCUAGGGGACCCUUGAGGGACUGGAAGCCAGGGCCCUGUGACUGGCAUCAACUGUACUUGUCCUGCAGGGGUAGCUCAGUGGACACCCGGAUGCCUGCCUGGGAGUGGUGGCCAUCUGCAGCGCAGACCCUUUCGCUAUAGAGAGGCUCUGGAGCGAAGUGCCCUCCUGGCCAGGACCUCCUCCUUGCCCCAGCCUUCCACCACAGACACCCAAGUGCUCAAGUUACUCAUGCUCUGACCUUUGCUGUCUGUGACCCUGUCCUUAGCUCAUCCUGGGGGCCCCCAAUGUCUGUUCCCCAAGUCUUCUGCCUUGCACCUCCCAAAGUAGGAAAGAACCUACACCACAUAGAGGUUACUGCAGUGGUGUAUGUGUGUGUGUGUGUGUGUGUGUGGGGUGUGUGCACUGUGUGUGUGUGGUGAGUGGGUGUGGUAUGUAUGUGUGGGGUGGAUGUGAUGUGAUGUGGUAUGUGUGUGUGAGAGAGACUCAGUGGUUCUUUCUUGCGUGAGUUUAAGGUGUCAGGCAGAACACUUUUCCCCAAGGAUCGUUCAUUUGGCUGUCAUCACUUCUUGAUAGUUGACGAUGAAUGCUUUUAUUUUCAUUAGCUCACACGAAAGCUUGCCACAUGUCAUGACUUAGGAUUCCAGAGAGCGACCUUUUCUUGGGCUUCCUUCACAAUGCCAGAUGGCAUGACACAGGAAAGCGGACCCAUUGCUCCCUGGGGCAGAUGUACCCAGGAACUGACAGACACCUGUUCUGUUGGGGAGAGCACAUGGCAGAGGUCAGACCAGAGAGAAGUUAUGACCUUAAACUGUGUGUCCAGUUCUUGGGUUUUAAGCCUGUGGGAACAUAUGGGCAUUUUAUUCCUGGCCUACGCCCCCCCCCCCCCCCGUGGAUGGUUCCAUUUGCCGAAAUUCUGUGAAUGUGAAAAAGAAACUACUGAUGAGAUUCACACAUCUUGACGACUAUUAAAUUAUUUAACACUCAA